Tribolium castaneum (red flour beetle) is the source of this 1239-nucleotide messenger RNA. RefSeq names its product yellow (gene y). NCBI's taxonomy places the organism in Eukaryota, Metazoa, Arthropoda, Insecta, Coleoptera, Tenebrionidae. Gene Ontology annotation, cellular component: extracellular region. The coding region runs from base 1 to 1239 and encodes 412 amino acids. The transcript has 2 exons. The record is from RefSeq and is marked provisional.
AUGAACACUCCCUUAACUCUAUUUUUCCCCAUACUUUUCCUUAAAAGUACUCUUUGUACAAUCAAACUACAAGAACAAUUCAGUUGGUCGGUGUUAGACUACGAGUACACGGAUGAUAUUGAGCGAACUAAAGCCAUUGCAACGAAACGAUUCGUUCCGGAAAAUAAUCUCCCAGUUGGGAUUGAAGUCUGGAACGAAAAACUCUUCGUCACGGUGCCCCGAUGGAGAGUUGGAGUCCCUUCGACCCUGAAUUACAUCCCGCUCGACCAAGCAAAGGGCGCAAAAUCCCCCCUGUUGAUCCCUUACCCCAACUGGGAUUUCAACGAGUUCGGAAAUUGCGAAAACGGUCUGACUACAGUUUACCGAAUCAAAGCCGAUGCUUGUGACCGCCUUUGGGUUCUCGACACUGGAACUUUCGGUAUCGGAAACACAACCCAAAACCCGUGUCCUUACGCCCUCAAUAUUUUCGAUUUAACAACAAACAAGCGACUCAGACGGUACGAGUUACGACCUGAAGACACAAACCCAAACACAUUUAUCGCUAAUAUAGCGGUAGACCUUGGAAGAACCUGUGAAGAUGCCUUCGCCUACUUGAGCGACGAACUCGGCUAUGGGCUAAUUGUGUAUUCCUGGGAGGAAAAUAAGUCUUGGAGGUUCACUCAUGGCUUUUUCAUGCCGGACCCCCUAGCUGGGGAUUUUAACAUCGGAGGGUUGAACUUCCAGUGGGACACUGAGGGGGUUUUUGGACUCGCUUUAUCGCCAUUGUUAGCCACGGGGGAGCGCGUUUUGUAUUUCAGUCCUUUGGCGAGUAAUCGCGAGUUUGCAGUGUCCACGAGAGUUCUGAGGAACAGCUCAAAGGUUGGGGACAGUUACCACGAUUUUGUCGCUUUGGCUGAGAGAGGACCCGACUCGCAUGUAACGGCAAAAGUGAUGAGUGAGGACGGAGUUCAGUUAUUUAACUUAAUUGACAGAAAUGCGAUCGGUUGCUGGAACAGCCGGACUUCUUACGAACCCGCCAACAUCGGAAUUGUUGAUUUUGACGAAACUGAGCUACUUUUCCCCUCGGAUAUCAAAAUAGACCGUUAUGGAUAUGUGUGGGUCAUGUCUGACCGCAUGUCGAAUUUUUUGCUGUCACAACUGGACUUUAACGAUGUUAAUUUUCGUAUUUUUGUGGCUCCUUUCGGAGUCCUCGUUUCGGGGACCGUUUGUGACGCGAAAACUGCACAGUUUGUAAUUUGA